Messenger RNA from Talaromyces amestolkiae, 1578 nucleotides. RefSeq lists its product as uncharacterized. NCBI's taxonomy places the organism in Eukaryota, Fungi, Ascomycota, Eurotiomycetes, Eurotiales, Trichocomaceae. Gene Ontology annotation, molecular function: transmembrane transporter activity. The transcript has 6 exons. Gene Ontology annotation, cellular component: membrane. Bases 1 to 1578 code for a protein of 525 amino acids. Gene Ontology annotation, biological process: transmembrane transport. The record is from RefSeq and is a predicted model, not a curated record.
AUGACCACCAUGUCGGACAUGGCAGCCGACCAGAAGGAAAUCGAUCAGGAGCAGAGCCCCGUCGACGUCGUGCGCGAUCCCAACCAACGGCCUGAAUGCUUUUCGAGCACGAUUCAAGAAUGUCUUUUUGUCCUCACCUCGACCAUGGCCAUCGGCCAGACUUCGUUCUUUCAAGGCGCUAUCAUCGUCGUUCUUGCUGAAAUCAGCAGAGAUCUCAACAUGGACUCUGCGGAAACGACUUGGACUACUGCGGGCGUUGCAUUGAGCAGCGGCGCCUUUUUACUGCCCUUUGGAAAGGUAGCAGAUAUGUUUGGACGCCGGACUAUGUUCAUCGUUAGCAUGAUAGGAUACACUCUAUCUCUUCUGGUCAUCGGCUUUGCAAAUUCCGCGCUGUAUUUCGACAUACUUUCGGGAGUUAUGGGAAUCUUCUGUGCUUCGUCCGUUCCCCCUGCUGUCGGUAUUUUAGGCAGUGCAUAUGAAAAGCCGUCACCGCGGAAGAACAAAGCUUUUGCCUGCUUUAGCGCUGGCAAUCCUUUAGGUUAUGUAGGAGGCAUGCUCGUGUCCGGUAUUGCCUCCCAGAUCUCGACUUGGCGUACAUCUUUUUGGGCUUUAGCAGUCAUAUACGCCCUCUUCUCGAUUACCAGUAUAUUUACCGUUCCUAAGGAGCCUUCCCGGGCCAAGGUGGCAUUGACAUUGGAGAACUUGAAAAAACUCGAUCCGCUUGGCAUGUUGCUUGCCAUUGCUGGCAUAGCACUUUUCUCAAGCUCGUUAUCACUUGCAGGUGACGCGCCCCAAGGCUGGAAGACUCCAUACGUCAUUGUUCUUCUCGUACUAGGCAUCUUACUUAUUGGCGCUUUUAUCUACUGGCAAUCAGUCUGUUCUACUCCAUUGAUGCCUCUUUAUGUUUGGCGUGAUCGGAAUUUCUCAUUGCUAAUGGGUGCGCUCUCUCUCGGAUUCAUGGCAUUCGUCUCCGGCCAAUUCUGGAUAGCUUUAUACAUGCAACAAGUCCAGAAGUACAGUGGCCUCGGUAUCACAGUUCGCUUAUUACCCAUGGUUGUAGGCGGAGUACUCGUUAAUAUCGUCUGUGCAUUGAUAUUGCACCGAGUCAGCAAUAAACUUCUCAUGUUCAUCGCCACCACAGCAUACAUGGGAGCCUUCUUGAUCGCCAGUUUUACGAAGGAAGACAGCAUUUAUUGGGGUUGCUACUUCGUACCUUUCAUACUUAUGGUUGUCGGGGCGGAUAUCGAGUUCAACGUUGUAAAUAUGUAUGUCAUGUCCUCACUCCCACCAUCCGAACAGUCUCUAGCGGGCGGUAUCUUCAAUACUGUCUCCAAACUAGUUUCAAACGUCGGCCUUGGUGUGACAACCGCAAUUUACAACGCUGUUCGGGACCAAGGCAGCUCUUCUGUCAUUCGACCAUAUUUGUCGACUUACUGGUUCGCUACUGCUAUUGCAGGCGUUGCUAUCUUCUUGGUUCCAUUUCUCAAAAUAGGGACUCAAGGAGGUGGUGACUCGAAAGAUCAAUCUGAUGAGGAUUCAUCUGAGGGAGGAAAUAUGCAGGUGGAAACCAAAAUCUGA